Molecule: messenger RNA, 2154 nt
Organism: Contarinia nasturtii (swede midge)
Lineage: Eukaryota; Metazoa; Arthropoda; Insecta; Diptera; Cecidomyiidae
Exons: 8
Coding region: 82-2019 (645 amino acids)
Molecular function (GO): protein binding
Source: RefSeq, a predicted model, not a curated record
AUACUCAUUUAUUUUUGUGUGUGAACUUUAGUUCAGUGAUUGCAGUGUGGGUGCAUAGGUGCAUGGUAUGUAUAUGUGUUUAUGUUUGGAUUUCAUAAAAACAGUAUUAAACCAAACAUUAGUACUCGUAAAAUGGCGUCCUUUUACAAAAUUUGCGUUGUAAAAGAUUCAGAAGAAAAUCUCGAAUUGUUUCUUGCGAUUAAGCCAGAAGCACCGAAUUUCCAUGGUUUUUUAAAGGCAAUUUAUAAUCGUUUGUCCGAGCUCAACGCCGCACCGCACUACAUUUACUAUGAAGAUUGGAGCGGUGAUAAAGUGAUAAUUCAAACAGAAUCCGAUUUUGUUUUGUUUGAAGAGCAUAAAAUCGAUAAGAUUUUUGUUGUAAAAAAUCCACCAGAAAGCGUUUCGUCUUUUAUCAUGACAAAUAAUAUGGCGACGGAAUCGUCAAAAUGUGUUGACAUAGGUCAACCUGAAUGCAUGCAGGAUAAUAUUUUGACGAAAAAAAGGAAAGCUAAACGACAGCGUCAUCGUAAGAUAAAACGUGAUUUUGGGCUCAGUACUCCAAAUUUCGCGAUCUCGUAUUUCGCCGCAGCAACGGCCCAUAGUGUCGAGACUGAAGACUUAGUGAUGGAAGACUAUGCAUAUGACAUAUCUCUUCUCCGGAAAUUUCUUAUUGGUCAAAGAUUGUCGCCCCUUGAACUUCAAAAAGCGUUAGAGUUUAGUGGAACAUUGUCUUCCGAACUUUCUAACGUUAUAUCGAUGAUGAAAAUGUCAAUCGAUGAAUGUGGUAAUGUCGAAAUCGCCGCUGAACACGAUUUGAGUUCGAAUGAAAUCGAGAAAAGUACAGGCGCUUCAUCUAACAGCGCAAAAAAGGAUCAAUUAACUGAAAUGUCUAAAUUUGUCAAUGUUGAAUAUGAUGAAAUUGCUGAAGAAGACAGAUUCAACUAUGAGAAUGAAUGGAAUUCGAUUUUGAAUGACAUUGAGAAUGGAACGGGUGUAAUUGACACUAGAGCAGUUAAUGAUGAAGCUCAAAUGGGGUCGAAAUCGAUUAAUGACUCCAUUAUUGCAUCAACAAGUUGUGGUAACACAUUGAAUGCUGAUAAUUCCGAACCAGAAAAAGUAAAGGCCAAUUUUUCAGAGGAAGAUUCAAAAGACAAAUCUAAAUCGUCAAACAAUGAACAGAUGUUAUUUUCGAGUAACUUUGAGAAAGAUAUUGAUGCAAUUAGCACUUCAGCAGUUUAUGAAGAACCCGGAACAAUUACGUUGAAUGCUGAUAUUCCCAAUGAUUUGUUUCUUCAAAAGGAAAAAUUAAGAGCAUUAAAACGAAAAUCAAAUAUGGUAAUACCAACCAGUGAUCAACCUGGAUGGGCUCCACAAUGUGGCUGUACAGACUGUCAGCUUAGGUAUUAUGAUGACCAAUACGACAUAAAUGGCAGCAUUCUUGAAUCAGCAAAAAGAAUACAUUUAAGAGCGUUAAGGUCUCUCCCGAAUAAGAAAGCACUUGGGCGUCCGCAACGGGAUGCAGACGCUCCUGCGACAGCAUCAAACGAUGAAUAUGGUAAUAUCGAAACCAAUGUGGAUGCCAAAAGCGAGGAUGUCGCCGCUGAACAAGAUUCGCCAAAUAAUGAAUGGGAUUUUAUAGAUUCAAAUGAAUUCGAGGAAAAUACAGGCGCUUCAUCUAACACUGCAAAAAUAUAUCAAUUAGCAAGCAACAUCGACAAGAUUCCAGACUCUAAAGAUGAUGCACAUGAUGAUACGCUAUUUGUAAUGGUUGAAAGCAAACUUAAUGGAAUCGACAUUGAUGAAAAACCAAACGAGGAGCCACAAAACUAUGCUGUCGAUGAUACCGAAAAAGAAGCACCACAAGUACAUCCAGACGAUCAUGUGAAUGCAGCAAUAUUGGCCUUAUCUGAUAUGGGAUUCACUAAUGAAAAUGGAAAUCUUGUGAAAAUUUUGGAACUGGUUCAUGGAAAUAUUGACUUAGCUCUUGAAUUGUUACCUACCGACCCGAUGUGUAACUAACUACACGACGAAUUUUAUAUUUUUUUCUUUCUUUUUUAUAAUUUUAUAUAAUAUAAUCAUUAUACGAAAAUAACAAAAAGAUCGAAAAGUUCUUUGUAAAGAUUCUCUUUUCACUCUCACUAAGCUCUGUAAGCA